This is a messenger RNA of Armigeres subalbatus, 1674 nucleotides long. RefSeq lists its product as uncharacterized. Gene Ontology annotation, molecular function: nucleic acid binding; zinc ion binding; aspartic-type endopeptidase activity. Gene Ontology annotation, biological process: proteolysis. Bases 1 to 1674 code for a protein of 557 amino acids. The record is from RefSeq and is a predicted model, not a curated record. The transcript has a single exon. Lineage: Eukaryota; Metazoa; Arthropoda; Insecta; Diptera; Culicidae.
AUGGAAGGAUUUGCUCCGCCCAAGUUUUCUUUUGGAGAUCAAUGGGAGAUGUAUCAAGAACGUUUAGAGCAAUAUUUCCUAGCCGUGGAUUUAGAAAAUGAGCGUAGAUCCGCUAUACUUCUUACCUCGAUUUCGCUAGAAGUUUAUCAAACGGUAAAGAACAUCUGCCAUCCAGAGAAACCAAAUGCUAAGUCCUAUGAAGAGCUGUGUGCGUUGUUGAAGGAAAGAUUCUGUCCGGCGAUAAUUACUUAUCGGGAGCGAACAUCGUUUUAUAGAGCAAGGCAAGAAUCUGGAGAAAGCGUACAAGAAUGGUACGUUCGCUUGAAGAAACUAUCCUUGAAUUGUGAUUUUAAAGAACAUUUGGACCAUGCACUGAAGAACAUUUUUGUGACGGGACUACAACCCGGUCCGAUUUUUGAACGGUUGUGUGAAGAGGAAGACAAUGUUUCAUUGGAGAAUUUGCUCAAGAUUGCGGUGAAAAGGGAAGCCACAUUAAAAAACCGAACAUUGCUGGAAGUUAACAAGAUUAACGAGAAGAAGACAAGUUAUGGUUCGAAGCCGGCGAAGAAAGUUAGUUCGGCGACAUGUUUUGCGUGCGGAAAGAAUAACCAUGAUUUUAGAAGUUGUCAGUAUCGAAGUUAUGUAUGCAAGAUUUGCAAAGAGAAAGGCCAUAUUGCCGUGGUUUGUCCAAAGAAACAGAAAGCGUUUUUCAAGAAGGAGCAAACGGUCAACCACUUGGAAGUCAACUCUGUUAGCUGUUCUGAGCCGUAUUACGUGGAUAUUGCAGUUAAUGGACGAAUGACAAGAUUUGAAAUGGAUACUGGAUCACCAAUAACGAUUAUCUCUGAGACGUUUUACCGCAAUAAUUUCGGAGAAUUUACACUUCAUCCGUUCCGUGGGAAGUUGGUGUUCUAUACAGGAGGUGAAGCUACACCGAAGGGAGCUUUUGAAGCUGUUUUAUGUUAUCAAGGUCGACAAGCGGUUGGUCAAAUUGUGGUAAUUGAAGGAGGGCGCAAUCCGUUGAUUGGACGUGAUUUUAUUGGAGAGUUGCUUCACUUGCGGUUAAACAAACUUGACACGGAGUCGAGUGACUGUCAGGAAGUUCAACUGAAAACUAUUUUGAAUGAAUAUCAAGAAUUGUUCGAUGGAUCAUUGGGUUGUUAUAAGCAUUCAAAGAUCAACUUGCUAUUGAAACCUGAUGCUGUACCGAAGUUUGUUAAGCCUCGAAAAAUACCGAUUUCGUUUCAAGCUAAGGUUGAAGAGGAACUGGACGCACUAGAGAAGACUGGUAUUAUUACUAAGGCUGAGAUUGCUGAGUGGGGAACCCCGUUAGUUCCUGUUUUAAAGAAAGACAAGUCAAUUCGUUUGUGCGCUGAUUAUCGAGUAACUGUCAACCCGUUUCUGGAAGAUAAGCGAUACCCUAUGCCUGUUGUGGAAGAUUUGUUCGACGCGUUGCAAGGUGGAAAGUUAUUUUCGAAACUGGAUUUGAAAUCGGCGUACAAUCAGCUAGAGCUUGAGGAAGAAUCGAGAAAAAUGUUGGCAUGGAGUACUCACAAAGGAAUAUAUUAUGUGAACCGUUUGCCGUUUGGUACUAAACCAGCCUGUGCAAUAUUUCAAGAAGUUCUGGAAAAGUUAUUGCAGGAAUGCAGGAAUGUGUAUCAAUUUCUUGGAUGA